AUGGAGCUCGACGAGGCACGCCGGAUGCGCGGCGACCAGCAGGGCAAUGGCAAUGGCGGAGGAGGCGGCGAGGUGCUGUCGCUCAAGGGGGCCGCGGUGGACGUGGGCUCUAUCAUGGAGACCAGCGCCAUGAAGAGGAGCUCGCAGUGCGCUUGCUCAUGA
Molecule: messenger RNA, 162 nt
Organism: Miscanthus lutarioriparius
Lineage: Eukaryota; Viridiplantae; Streptophyta; Magnoliopsida; Poales; Poaceae
Source: the annotation of a GenBank genome assembly